This is a messenger RNA of Parathielavia appendiculata, 1725 nucleotides long. RefSeq names its product glycoside hydrolase family 5 protein. The record is from RefSeq and is a predicted model, not a curated record. Gene Ontology annotation, molecular function: mannan endo-1,4-beta-mannosidase activity. The coding region runs from base 138 to 1352 and encodes 404 amino acids. The transcript has 3 exons. NCBI's taxonomy places the organism in Eukaryota, Fungi, Ascomycota, Sordariomycetes, Sordariales, Chaetomiaceae.
UUCAAGUGGAGUUCUAACGCGAAGGCGGCCAACCGCAUGCAGAUGAUAAAUAUCAUGAGCUUUUGGACGUCUGGUUGCGUUUGAGUUCCUGCAAGAGGGCGUGCUCCAGAUCCUCAGGACCAGACCAGACCGUCAACAUGCACCUUUCAGCCUCGCUCCUCGUCACCAGCCUGCUGGCCCUCACGGCCACUGCUGCCCCUUCCAAGAACAAGUUCGUCAGGGUCGAAGGGCAGAAGUUCAAGCUUCAGGGCAAAGAUUUCCACUUUGCGGGAAGCAACGCCUACUACUUCCCGUUCAAUGGGGACCAGGCGGACGUUGAAAAGGGGUUGACCGCGGCCAAGAAGGCAGGUCUCACGGUCUUCCGGACCUGGGGGUUCAACGACAAGAAUGCCACCUACAACCCCGACGGUCUGCCCAAGUACGGCGGCGAAGGUGCCGGCGCAACCGAGGUCGUCUUCCAGAGGUUCUACGACAAUGGCACCAUUGCCAUUGACGUCUCGGGCUUCGACAAGGUCGUCAAGGCUGCCGAGAAAGUUGGCAUCAAGCUCCUCGUUGCCUUGACAAACAACUGGGCCGACUACGGCGGCAUGGACGUCUACACGGUCAACCUCGGGGGCAAGUACCACGACGAUUUCUACACCCAGCCCAAGAUCAAGGACGCCUUCAAGCGCUAUGUCAAGGCCAUGGUUACCCGCUACAAGGACUCGCCGACCAUCUUCGCGUGGGAGCUCGCGAACGAGCCCCGCUGCGGCGCCGACGGCGUGCGCAACCUGCCCCGCAGCGACAAGUGCACGCCCGCGGUGCUCUCGGCCUGGGUGUCGGAGAUGAGCGCCUACAUCAAGAAGCUGGACUGCAACCACCUGGUGACCUGGGGCGGCGAGGGCGGCUUCAACCGCGAGUCGGACGACUGGGCCUAUAACGGCGCCGACGGGGGCGACUUUGACCACGAGCUGGCCAUCAAGACCAUCGACUUUGGUGUCUUCCACUCGUACCCGGAUUGGUGGACCAAGACGGUCGAGUGGACCAACCAGUGGAUCCGCGACCACGCCGCCGCCGGCCGCAAGAUCGGCAAGCCCGUCGUCCACGAGGAAUACGGCUGGCUGACGCCCGACAAGCGGCUCGAGUACACGGGCCGGGUCGACAACCGGACCCGCACCGAGGUCAUUGGCGGCUGGCAGAAGACCACGGUCGAGGAGAAGCUCGCCGGUAGCAUGUACUGGCAGUACGGCUACUGCGAGUACUCGUAUGGCUGCAACCACAACGACGGUUUCACCAUUUACCUGGCCGACGAGGAAGCCAAGCUGCUGGUCUACCAGCACGCCAAGGACAUGAACGCUCUGAACCGCCGUUAACAUGAGCGACUGAUUCAAGCGUGCACAGAGGGUGAACCUCAUCUCUCACUCAUCCUUUUACUUCUCUUGUGUUAUUAGCUUCGUUAGAGUCUUACCUAUGCAGCGAACUUCAAAAAGUGCCGCCCUGGGCUCAACAGCUCCUAUGUCACUGCCCAAAAUUCUGACAUUGUACUAAGAGUCGAACCGGCUGAUUUUGAUGUGUGACCUUGCCGAUCAUCUGGUCCGGCGAGUCAGUAUGCGAGAAAUAGAAAGCCAAGACAGCCCAAGCGGGGAUAAUUCACUCAUUCAGCCUUCAUGCGGUUCCCCAGUGCGAACAUAUGUAGGGAGGGCUGGGCGUCAUUGCUGCUGGCAGAUUGCUUUAAACCGGGCUAGC